Molecule: messenger RNA, 3262 nt
Organism: Pungitius pungitius (ninespine stickleback)
Lineage: Eukaryota; Metazoa; Chordata; Actinopteri; Perciformes; Gasterosteidae
Product: neuronal pentraxin receptor-like
Exons: 5
Coding region: 147-1847 (566 amino acids)
Source: RefSeq, a predicted model, not a curated record
GGCUCCUCCCCCUCCCUGUGGUCCCCAUGGUAACGCGCGGAGGAGAGAGCAGCUUAGCAGCACGGAGGACACGGAGGACACGGAGCAGCACCUCCUGGAGUCACUGAGUCCUUUCCGGUCCGGAUCCGUUCCCGUGCGCAGGCACCAUGAAGUUCGCGGUGGUGCUCGUGGGCGCGGGCAGCCUGGCCUUCCUCGGCGCGGUCAUCUGCAUCGUGGCCAGCGUUUACCCCCCCAGGACCGCCGCGCCCCUCGGAGACAACGGCACGCUGACAUCGGAGCCGCCGUUCGAGCCCGGGUCGGUGGCGCGCGCCGGUCCGCUGGGCGCGCUGCACGGCUCGGAGUCCUACGAGAACGCGCUUAGCGGCCUCGGCCUGGAGGUCCCCCCCCUCAACGAGCUCCACCUCGGGGAGGAGACCGGCGGCGGGUCCGCCAAGGAGAUCAGCUUCAGCCGGUUGAUCUGCACGCCGGUGCCGGUGGGUCAGUGCGGGACCAAAGACCUGAGACGGCAGCAGGCGGACGACCCGGAGGACCGAACCCACCUCCGGACCACCGCCGAGAACCUCCGGCAAAUGGUCCUGCAGCAGAACGACCAGAUCCUCAUGGACCAGAGGACCAUCCGGGAGCUCAGCGGGAAGCUCAGCGAGUGCGAGAGCGGCCUGGAGGACGAGCGGGCCGUCCCGGAGCGCAGCGUCGGGGUCUGGAGCGGCACCCGCCGCGUCAUGGCCGGGGAUGACGUCAGCUCCACCACGGCGCGCGCCGUGGAGGAGUUGGCACGCGCCAUCAUGGACCUGAAGGACCGCAUCGAGAAGCUCGAGGCCGAGAUCGGCCCGGCAGCCUUGAACCUAACGGACCCGUCCAGUCCGCCCGGUAACACCGGCAGAGCUCCGGCUCCGCCCACCCCCGGCGGCUCCUCCUCCCACCCUGUUCCGGCCCCCCACCCGGGUGGGGGUCGUCGUCCAGCCUCCCCUGCUUCCCUUGCCCCCAAAACCCAGUACAAGGGCUCCGCUGGGCGCCCCAAGGGCCCCUGGAGGGUGGAGGACCUGGAGGGGGAGCUGGAGAGGAAGAUCAAGCUGCUGGAGAAGGAGCGACAGACCAUGAGGAAGGAGACGCAAGGAGAACACGAGAAGAUCCACCAGGGCGUCGACACCGCGGACCACCGCCUCACCGAGGUGGAGCACACGCUGACGGAGCCCCCGUUUCCUGAAGGCUUCGUCCUCUCCUUCCCCAUGAGGACCAACUACAUGUACGGCCUGGCGAGGAAGGAGAUCACGGAGAUGUACGCCUUCACCGCCUGCAUGUGGCUGAGGGCCAAGGAGGGGGGCAUCGGGACGCCCUUCUCCUACUCCGUCCCGGGACAGCCCAACGAGCUGGUGCUGCUUCAGGGGGUCCACAGCCCGGCAGAGCUGCUCAUCAACGACAAGGUGGCGCAGCUGCCUCUUUCUCUACCUGAGGACCAAUGGCAGCACAUCUGUGUGAGCUGGACCCUGAGGGACGGGGUGUGGAAGGCCUAUCAGGGGGGCAAGAUGAAGGGCAGGGGGGAGGGGCUUGCUGCCUGGCAUCCAAUUAAACCAGGGGGAGUCCUUAUACUGGGACAGGAACAGGACACGCUGGGCGGGCACUUCGACGCCUCCCAGGCGCUGGUGGGGGAGCUGUCCCAGUUCAACCUGUGGGACCGGGUGCUGAAGCCGGCCGAGGUGGCCGCGCUGGCCGACUGCAGCUCCUCGGCUCUGGGAAACAUCUCGCCCUGGAGCGACCGCCACGUGGACGUCUUCGGCGGCGCCACCAAGGAGUCCCUGGACCCGUGCCACGCCGGCCGCAGGCCCGACCCCCCCAGCCCCAGGCAGUGAGGCUCGAGAAGGGGGGGGGGUGGGGGCGAGGCACUCGUUCAGUGGUCGCUGUGUAUUUCUUCUGUUUUUAGUCACAUGAUCACCUCAGCGCUGGCUGCACGAAUGCAUCCACUUCAACGGGACUGGCUGGGCUUUAGGCCCCGCCCCUUCUGAGCGAGUUCAACCUCGUCUGAACUCUGACACGCUUUCAUUGGUCGUGUGUGUUUCAGCGCCUGAUGGGAGGCGGAGUCAGUGUUUCUCUGUUUGCUGUAAACAAGCCGGUGGUCUUAAUGUAUCUUCUGUAUUCUGAAUGCUCAUCAUCUCACACGCCACAAAGACCAUGGUCUUUGUCCCUCUCAAAGAGAUGGACCAUGGUCUUUGUCCUCAUCUUAGAGAUGGACCAUGGUCUUUGUCCUCAUCUUAGAGAUGGACCAUGGUCUUUGUCCUCAUCUUAGAGAUGGACCAUGGUCUUUGUCCUCAUCUUAGAGAUGGACCAUGGUCGUUGUCCUCAUCUUAGAGAUGGACCAUGGUCUUUGUCCUCAUCUUAGAGAUGGACCAUGGUCUUUGACCUCAUCUUAGAGAUGGACCAUGGUCUUUGUCCUCAUCUUAGAGAUGGACCAUGGUCUUUGUCCUCAUCUUAGAGAUGGACCAUGGUCUUUGUCCUCAUCUUAGAGAUGGACCAUGGUCUUUGUCCUCAUCUUAGAGAUGGACCAUGGUCUUUGUCCCUCUCAGACACACCGAUCAGACUCUUGAUGACUUUGGUGAAACUGUAUCGUGUCCCUCAAUGUGAACCCAAUGGAAUGUGUCUACGUACAUUUGCAUGAGCAAAGUCACAUGUCACAAGAGAAAGUGAGUAAACUACAGCGGUGAUGUCAUCAGUGGUGGUGAUGUCAUCACACAGAUCCUUUGGCGGACAUUAGUCAAUAAAAGAACAAACGGAAUUUCCUAAUCUAAUACAAUGUAUUUAUCCUAUCAACAAAUAAGAAGGUUUCCUCCGUUAGCGAUCAAUAAUGGAUUAAAUGUGUUAAUCAUAUGUUAAGAAGUCUUCAGAUGACAUCACAUGAGUUUUAAUCUCUGGACUCAAAGUUCUAAAUGGACGUGGUGGAUCAACGUUUGGAGGAUCAGGGCUUUGAUUCCGUGGUUUCAGAUACAAAAUCCACCUCAACCCUUUACCCCCCCCCCAUGCCACCUGUCACCCUGUUGUAAAGUGCCUGCAUGGGCUCUCAUGCCCAAAAUAUAAUAGUGGAAGGUUUGAAUGUUUUCUUCUUUGUCGUGUUUCUUCUUCUCCUUCCGUCAUGUCGCUUCUGGUCUUGAAGGCUGUGACAGUGCUGCACUUUUCCUUAUUUGCAUCUUCAUGGAUUUUCAAUGAUAUUGUGAAAUAAAUGAAUAAAAUAAAUAAAAAAAUCAAAUGGUUAUGAGAAAAAUGGUGGACUCCU